Penicillium taxi is the source of this 804-nucleotide messenger RNA. RefSeq lists its product as uncharacterized. The transcript has a single exon. The record is from RefSeq and is a predicted model, not a curated record. The coding region runs from base 1 to 804 and encodes 267 amino acids. NCBI's taxonomy places the organism in Eukaryota, Fungi, Ascomycota, Eurotiomycetes, Eurotiales, Aspergillaceae.
AUGCCAGCUGAGCCUGACGCUGUGACUGACUUGGACGAAGCAGCUUGUGCCGACCCCGACACUCAAGCCGAUGUGGAUUUUAUGAUACUUGACUACCUAACGUGCAUAGCCGUUAGCUCGAUAUUUAGCAAAAAUGACCUGGAAAAGUUAGACUGGACAGUGGAUAUAGUGAGAGGUAGACACCCACACAUCCCUCCACUGCUACACUGGGCUUACAAAAUAGCUUUUCACAAAAAUUCCACGGCCACGCUUGAAAUUCCUCUACCUCAGGACAUAGAAAUUAAGCUGCAAACGUUGGAGGUGGCUUAUGAGCUCUUCAACCAUGACACCUCACCAGAAACUUGCUCUCACAGGAGUCAUAUACAGUUGUCGAAGAUCGGUAUUGAUUUCAUGGAUCUUUGCACCGCUGCAGCAUCCAUUGUCUCUGAAACGAGUUGGUUGGACAUCUGCGCUCGAUUCCAAGUACAGGCUCUCCUGGAAGAAAUUAAAUCUGGACAUGAUCUCUCAGAGGAUACUUGCAAGCUGCUUGCAUGGGCACCAGCCGACCCAGAUCUCAACUCAAAAUGGUUACACAUUCGUCAGAGAUACUCAAGCCAGCUUCCACGGCCCGGGGAAGUGUCAACUGGCCAUAAAAUGGCCUCGGAAUCUCCCAUCGAUGAGUUCAAGGCCAUUGUGACAAAUUUUCUUAUAAAUCUCAUGACAAAGCUUGAUGCUCCCGUCCUUAUACAGCUUGAGCGUGGAAAACUAUUCGAUCUCAGCCGCGAAGAAACCCGUGCGCUCAAAGAGCGAGUUGGUUUGCGCUGA